Molecule: messenger RNA, 12841 nt
Organism: Alosa sapidissima (American shad)
Lineage: Eukaryota; Metazoa; Chordata; Actinopteri; Clupeiformes; Clupeidae
Gene: dnah6
Product: dynein, axonemal, heavy chain 6
Exons: 79
Coding region: 241-12708 (4155 amino acids)
Biological process (GO): microtubule-based movement
Cellular component (GO): dynein complex
Molecular function (GO): minus-end-directed microtubule motor activity; ATP binding; dynein intermediate chain binding
Source: RefSeq, a predicted model, not a curated record
CGUAGCCGAUUGAAGCAAAUUUGUACGGGUCGGGAUGUUAUUUUGCGUAGCAUGCAAUGUCAUUAUUACCUACACACAUAAAGUAAAUGUAAUUGUAAGUCAGAAUUAAUGCUAUUUCUAAACGAAUCAUCUAUUUUGUUUUAACUGGAACCAUCUUUUCAGCAAUGUUCUUCUUUUACACAAUAAUUAAUUUGAGAGGCCAAAGCAUUUGAGAGCAGGAGUAGAGGUGAGAGCGAGACCAUGUCGCUCUCUCAUAAGGGCUCUCCGCGACGUCCACUCAUCCCUGGUUUAGAGGAAAGUCAGGAGCUGCGGUUGCCUGUUGGUCUUGUGGAUGCUGAGCGGUUGAGGGCGAGGCUUAUAUCAGUGGCCCCCAGCCAGGCACAGCGCGACCCCAAUGUCCUCGUGUUCACCCACAGCACCAAGGCGCAGGAGCGUCGGAAGGCUGCACAAAAAACACAACAGUUAGAGAUACUGCCUGUCCUGAAAAGGUAUCAGGAACAGAGCCAGCCUAAGCACAUCCACAAGAAGAACCGCGAGCGGCUGCUCAGUGCAGGCUGGAGGCCUGCAGCCUCUCCGUCAGUCGUGGCAGACUGGAUGAGCACCUCGUUGGAGAGGCAGCCAUCAGCAGUGCGCCUUCCAGAGCUGCCUGACCAUGUCAAAGAAAAGCAGGUACAGCUGGGGCUAUGCACUCCCACUCCUCCCAAAGGACUGCCCUCUGGCAAAGGCAGAGCGGUUUCCAUGGCACUGCCUAGCCCAGUUCCACGUCUGUCCAGUCCGCUGCUGUUUAAUUCUGUGGAGGAGGUGGUCCGUGCCAGGCUACACUCACCCCCAGAAAUAGUCCGCACCAUCCAAAAUAACCCUCACCUGGGGUUUCUCUACAUGAUGUCAACAGCGCCCAAGUCAUCUGUCCACUAUGAUCCCUACAAUCUCAGAAUCCUGACGUACGAGAACAUCAACAAGCACGACUACUACACCAUCAGCCAGCACGGCGUGACGUACAACUGCAACGGCGAGGUGGACUUCAUGCCACUGGAGCGCUGGGAGUACGAGUACCGCUGCUACCGCCGCCUCCAGCGCAUCCCCACCUUCGUGCGGUUCCGCCGCUGGAGGGCCUUCAGUGUGUGGCGGACCAACGUGCGCUCCAAGAAGAUCGACCAGUGCAAGCGCGCGCUGCAAGAGAACCUGUUCAUCGUCAACGAGUCUCUGCGUCCAGCGUUGAUUGACAUCAGAGAGAUGUGCUACCGCAUCAGUGACAUGGGGCUGUGUCGCAUCGAAGCCAACCGCACUUACUCCCUCAAAGACUUCCAGGACGAGCAGUACAAACAGCUGAAGGAGGUGGCCUCUCGUCUUGGGGAGUUCAGAGAGUUGGUAAAGGAGGUGGCUAGGAGUGCCUGCCGCACUGCCAUGGUGGAGGCUGGCUACACCCCUGACUAUGGCACAGAAGAGCUAGGAGAGGGAGCCGAGGCGAAGACUCUCCACGAGCUGGAGCUGAUGAUGUACGAGGACCUCCCGGACUUGAUGAGCUACACGGAGCAGGCCAAGAAGAGAUACCACUGCAGCCGCCUCACCUGCUUCAUCAGGCUGUCGGAUUACCUGAUCGUAAACACGCUGCACAUCCUGGUGGUGAACUCUGUGCAGAAGCUGCUGAGAAGCCUUAGGGAGCAGAUUCAGCACACCCCGCCUAACGAGCUCAUCCACAGCUGGGCCAGCACCGAGUCCAGCCCUCCUGACCCGGAGAAGAAGGCUAAUGUGUCAGAGCAAAAUGGAAAGACCCCUCUUCAGCCCAUGUUCAUUACUGAACUUAUGCUGGAAACCCAUGCACUGUGUUAUGAACCAUCUGUUGAUGAUUUUGAGAUUUGUGUUGCAGAGAUCAUCAGCAGUUUUCAAAACACUGUCCUGUCAGUAAACACCCUGGUUCCGGACUCUUAUUUUGAUGCCUUCACCGAGCCCAUGAUAAACAAGAAGAUUGAAGAGAAGACUUGUGGAGAAGGCCCUAGUCUAGAAUGUAUCCUGGAAUAUGACGAUGACUUACAGGACAUCAUUCACAACAUCAAGAAAUCUCUUCAGUUUGCAUUCAACACUGCAAACAUCUAUGCCCAUACCUUUGAGCCAAUCCGCUUGUUCUACAAAGAGAAUGAAAAUCUGGACCUGCAUGCCCUUCGUCAACAAGACCACGGUGUGGGGUUCUUUGCAGAGAGUUUGAAGAAGUAUCACAGUGAGCACCAACAGGCUCUGGCCAUCCAGCAGAAGAGGCACCUGGGGAUGCUGCUGGUGGACACCACCCAGCUCAAGGGCACGCUCAUUCCCUCACCACUGCGUUGCCUGGAGGCAAUCAAUGACAUGCUGCCCCUGCUUGCCAAGAAGAAGAUGGACUCCAUCAUUGCUGAGGUUCAGGAUGCCCAGUUCAAACUGGAGUUCGCCCCCUCUUCUACUUUAGACUAUGUCAACUCACUGACCUUCCUCGAGGAGAUCCAGGAAAGGAUUGAGGUCCUAGAGGAGCAGACGGAAACGGUGUCUCAGAUGUACAAGCUGAUCGAGCAGUACUCUGUCCCCACGCCCCCCGAGGACUUUGCCGUCUACGCCACGCUGCGUCCGUCCAUCACAACCGUGAGGAACUCCAUCGACAAGGGCGUGGGCGAGAGGGACGCCAACGUGGAACGCUUCUGCAAGCAUCUGCAGAAAGACAUCAGCGCGGUCAACGUUGAGGUCAAGCGAGUCAAAGAACAGGCACAGGACAGACAAAUCUUGGAAGUCCAUUCAGACAAGACCAAGGUCCGCUCGAUCCUGGGUGAGAUCCAGAUUUCCAUAGAGGAGUUGCAAGCCAUGUCCUUCCAGUUCAAGUCCUACCAGAAGAACUUCAAGGUGGAAGUGACCAAGUUUGAGGCCCUGGAGGAGCUGAGUGCUGAAGUGAAGCUGAAGCAACUGCUGUGGGAUGCACUGGAAGAGUGGGAGGCGCUGGAGAGUGCCUGGUUGGAGUGUAAGUUUGACAAGCUUGACCCUGAGGUGCUGAGCGCCCAGGUGGCGAAAUACAGCAAGUACGUGAACCAGCUGGAGAAAGGCCUGCCGCCCAACACAGUGGUGCCUGAACUCAAGCGCCAUGUGGAGGGCAUGAGGGAGAAGCUCCCAGUGAUCACCAACCUGCGUAACCCGUCUCUGAAGACGCGUCACUGGGAGAUCCUGGAGGCCAUCGUGGGGUCCAAUCUCCUGGAGGAACCCCUCACCCUGUUGGCCCUGCAGGAACUGGACAUCUUCAGCUACGACGCUGAGAUCCAGGAGGUGUCAGGGCAAGCCUCUGGAGAAUCUUCCCUCGAGUCUAUCCUUAAAAAGGUGGAGGACUCCUGGAAGACCACAGAGUUUGUGGUUCUCUCACACCGUGACUCUAAAGAUGUUUUUAUCCUCGGCGGCACCGAUGACAUUCAGGUGCUCCUGGAUGACAGCAUCAUUAAUGUUGCCACUGUGGCCUCCUCUCGCUACGUGGGACCCAUCAAAUCCCGAGUGGACGAAUGGCAAAGACAGCUGACCCUGUUCAACCAGACCCUGGAUGAGUGGCUGGCGUGCCAGAGGAACUGGCUGUACCUGGAGAGCAUCUUCAGUGCGCCGGACAUCCAGCGGCAGCUGCCCGCCGAGGCCAAGAUGUUCCUGCAGGUGGACAAGUCCUGGAAGGAGAUCAUGAGGAAGGUCAACCGCCUGCCCAACGCCCUGCGUGCCGCCACGCAGCCAGGCCUGCUGGAGAUCUUCCAGAACAAUAAUGCCCUUCUGGAGCAGAUCCAGAAAUGCCUGGAGGCCUAUCUGGAGUCCAAGAGAGUCAUCUUCCCCAGGUUCUACUUCCUGUCCAACGACGAGUUGCUGGAGAUCCUGGCACAGACGCGGAACCCGCAGGCUGUGCAGCCCCAUCUGAGGAAGUGCUUCGACGCCAUCCAGCGCCUGGAGUUCGCCCUGCUGCCACCAGGGGGCCCCGCAGCUCCAGAGGGGGAGCCCGAGAAAGUCUACAGCAAUGACAUCCUGGCCAUGGUCUCGCCCGAGGGAGAGAAGGUUUCCCUCGGCAAGGGCCUGAAGGCUCGUGGGAAUGUGGAGGACUGGCUGGGAAAGGUGGAGGAAGGCAUGUUCUCCUCCCUGCGUCGUCUCAGCAAGGCCGCCAUUGCUGACUACCAGAGCAAGCCCAGGGAGGAGUGGGUGGUGGCAGGACACCCCUCCCAGGUUGUGCUGACCAUCUCUCAGAUGAUGUGGUGCAGGGAUAUGGAUAACUGCUUAGAGGGAGAUCACGAUCACUUCCAGGCCCUACAGGAGUUUGAACUAAUAAACUUUGAGAGACUGAACACUCUGGCUGCUCUGGUGCGUGGCAACCUUCCCAGCCUGCACCGGAACAUCAUCACCGCUCUGAUCACCACAGACGUGCACGCGCGUGACAUUGUCACUGACCUGGUCAAGCAAAAGGUGGACUCCAGCAGUAACUUUGAGUGGCAGAGGCAGCUGCGGUACUACUGGGAUCUGGACCUGGAUAACUGUGUGGCCCGCAUGGCUCUGUCUCACUACAUCUACGGCUACGAGUACCUGGGAGCCUGCCCACGCCUGGUCAUCACGCCGCUCACGGAUCGUUGCUACCUCUGCCUGAUGGGGGCGCUGCAGCUCGACCUGGGCGGGGCCCCCGCUGGGCCUGCUGGGACUGGGAAAACGGAGACCACCAAAGACCUGGCCAAGGCGCUCGCCAUCCAGUGUGUGGUCUUCAACUGCUCCGACGGACUCGACUACAAGAUGAUGGGCACGUUCUUCAGCGGUCUGGCCCAGUCGGGAGCCUGGUGCUGCUUCGACGAGUUCAACCGCAUCAACAUCGAGGUGCUGUCUGUCAUCGCCCAGCAACUCAUCACCAUCAGGAACGCCAAGGCUGCCAAGUUGUCUCGGUUCAUGUUCGAGGGGCGUGAGAUCAAGCUGGUGAUGACCUGUGCCGCCUUCAUUACCAUGAACCCCGGAUACGCUGGCCGAACAGAGCUGCCCGACAACCUGAAGGCGCUCUUCAGACCCAUCGCUAUGAUGGUACCCAACUACGCCCUCAUCGCAGAGGUGAUCUUGUACUCGGAGGGCUUUGAGUCGAGCAAGACGCUGGCGCGGAAGAUGACUCAGAUGUACAAGCUGUGCAGCGAGCAGCUCUCCCAGCAGGACCACUACGACUUCGGCAUGAGGGCCGUGAAAUCCGUGCUCGUCAUGGCAGGCUCUCUGAAGAGGGCCAAUCCCCACCUGAGUGAGGAUGUGGUGCUGAUCCGAGCCCUCAGGGACUCCAACCUGCCCAAGUUUCUCACAGACGACGCUGAGCUCUUCAGUGGCAUCCUGUCCGAUCUCUUCCCGGGCGUGUCCAUCCCCGAGCAUGACUACGGCGUGCUCAAGUCCACCAUCGAGUGGUCGCUGUGCGAGCGCUCUCUCCAGCCCGUGCCGGCCAUGAUCAGCAAGGUCAUCCAGCUGUACGAGACCAUGCUGGUGCGCCACGGCGUCAUGCUGGUGGGGCCGACGGGCGGCGGCAAGACCACCGUCUACGCCACGCUGGCCCACGCCCUCGAGAAGCUGCACGACGACGGGCACGAGGACCCCUUCUUCAUGCCCGUCAAGAAGUACGUGCUCAACCCCAAGUCCAUCACCAUGGGCGAGCUGUACGGCGAGGUCAACCCGCUCACGCUGGAGUGGAAGGACGGUCUGAUGGCGCUGAGCGUGCGGGCGGGGGUCAACGACCCCAGCGACGACCACAAGUGGGUGAUCAGCGACGGGCCGGUGGACGCGCUGUGGAUCGAGAACAUGAACACGGUGCUGGACGACAACAAGAUGCUGUGUCUGGCCAACAGCGAGAGGAUCAAGCUCACGCCGUCCAUCCACAUGGUGUUUGAGGUGCAGGACCUGGCCGUGGCCUCUCCCGCCACAGUCAGUCGCUGUGGGAUGGUCUACAUUGACGCUGAUGACCUCAAGUGGAUGCCCUACGUGAAGACGUGGCUGGCAGGGCUCUCUCAGAAACUGAGUAACGACAUCCUCUCAUACCUGCUGGACAUGUUUGAGCUGCACGUGGAGAAGGGCCUGCAGUUUGUUAAUAAGCGCUGCGUGCAGGCCAUGGCCCAGGUGGACAUCAGUAAGGUCACUACCCUCUGCUGCCUGCUGGAGGCGCUGCUGCUGGGACCCAAAGCAAAAAACCUCAAAUCAGACCCUAAGAAGCUAAACAGCAUGCUGUGCCAGACGUUUGUGUUCUGCUAUUUGUGGGCAGUGGGGGGGAAUCUGACUGACAGCCACUGGGAUGCCUUUGACAGCUUCGUCAGGCAGCAAUUUGAUGACAACAAUGACGCCAAGCUGCCCAGUUCUGGGGAUCUGUGGAGCGUGUAUAUGGACUUUGACAACAAGCGGCUGGAGCCGUGGGAGCGCAUCAUCCCCAGCUUCAAGUACAACAGCGAGACGCCCUUCUUCGAGAUGCUGGUGCCCACCACGGACACAGUGCGCUAUGGCUACCUGAUGGAGAAACUGCUGUCCAUCAACCACUCCGUCCUCUUCACAGGCAUCACUGGAGUUGGGAAGUCAGUGGUGGCUCGUGGGCUCCUGAACAGCAUCCAGGAUGCCGGCUACGUGCCAGUCUACAUCAACUUCUCUGCUCAGACCUCCUCAGCCCGCACCCAGGAGAUGAUCGAGUCCAAGCUGGAGAAGAAGAGGAAGAACAUUCUUGGUGCUCCGGUCAAUAAGAAGAUUGUGAUUUUUGUGGAUGAUCUGAACAUGCCCAAACUGGACAGCUAUGGCUCCCAGCCGCCCAUUGAGCUUCUGCGUCAGUUCCAAGACUUCAGGGGCUUCUACGACCGAGAGAAGUUCUUCUGGAAAGAAAUACAGGGCAUGACCAUCGCUGCUGCGUGUGCGCCCCCCGGGGGUGGACGCAACCCUGUGACCCCACGCUUCAUACGCCACUUCAGCAUGCUGUGUCUGCCCACCCCGUCAGAGCACAGUCUCAAACAGAUCUUCAAGGCGAUCCUGGGUGGUUUCCUGAGCGACUUCCCGUCGGCGGUGAAGCAGUGUGCGGGCAGCGUGGUGGACGCUGCAGUGGAGAUCUACCACCGCAUGAGCGUUGAUCUGCUGCCCACACCGGCCAAGUCCCACUACGUCUUCAACCUCAGGGACCUGUCCAAGUGUGUGCAGGGGAUGUUGCAGUGUGAGGCUGGCUCGGUGCGUGACCAGACCCAGAUCUUCCGGCUGUUCUGUCACGAGUGUCAGAGGGUGUUCCACGAUCGCCUCAUCAACAACGAGGACAAGACCUACUUCAACACCAUGAUCUCAGAGAUGGCCAGUAAAUAUUUUGGACUUCACCUUGAGCCUGAUUAUUUUGUCAAAAAGCCCAUCAUCUUCGGAGAUUUCAUCAAGGUGGGGGCAGAGAAGGCCGAUCGGCUCUAUGAGGACCUGACAGACAUGGAGAAGAUCCGUAAUGUUCUACAAGACUACCUAGAUGAUUACAACAUGACCUUCUCCAAGGAGACCAAGCUUGUCUUCUUUCAGGAUGCUGUGGAACAUGUGUCUAGGAUUGCUCGCAUGAUUCGCCAAGAGCGUGGCAAUGCCCUGCUAGUUGGCGUGGGCGGCACAGGCAAGCAGUCUCUCACCCGCCUGGCUGCCCACAUGUGCGGCUACCGCUGCUUCCAGAUCGAGCUGAGCCGCGGCUACAACUACGUCAGCUUCCAUGAGGACCUGCGCAAACUCUACAAGAUGGCCGGCGUAGAGGGACAGAACAUGGUCUUCCUGUUCACAGAUACGCAGAUUGUGGUGGAGGAGUUUCUGGAGGACAUCAACAACAUGCUGAACUCGGGCGAGGUGCCCAACCUGUUUGAGAAGGACGAGCUGGAGCAGGUGCUGGCCGCCACGCGGCCCAAGGCCAAGGAAGCGGGCAUCCCAGAGGGCAACCGAGACGAGGUGUUCCAGUUCUUUAUCCAGCGCGUGCGUGAGAAGCUGCACAUCGUGCUGUGCAUGAGCCCCGUGGGUGAUGCCUUCCGGUCACGCUGCCGCAUGUUCCCCUCGCUGGUCAACUGCUGCACCAUCGACUGGUUUGUGCAGUGGCCGCGGGAGGCCCUGUUGUCCGUGUCGCGGACCUUCUUCCUGAACGUGGAGCUGGGCAGCGAGGAGAUGAAGCAGAGCCUGACGGAGAUGUGCGUGGAGAUCCACGUGAGCGUGAGCGAGAUGGCCGAGCGCUUCUACUCGGAGCUGCGCCGCCGCUACUACACCACGCCCACCUCCUACCUGGAGCUCAUCAGCCUCUACCUGGCCAUGCUGGGCAAGAAGAGGCGGGAGCUGGUUAUGGCUCGUGACCGUGUGAAGAACGGUCUGACCAAGCUGCUGGAGACUAACGUGCUGGUGGAGAAGAUGAAGAUUGACCUGUCCGCCCUGGAGCCCGUUCUCAAACAGAAGUCCAUCGACGUCAACGCUCUCAUGGAGAAGCUGUCCGUGGACCAGGAGAAAGCUGACGAGGUGCGGCAUGUGGUUAAAGAGGACGAGGCCCUGGCCAAGGUGAAGGCAGAGGACACACAGGCCAUCGCCAACGACGCCCAGCGGGACCUGGAUGAGGCUCUGCCCGCUCUGGACUGUGCCAACAAGGCCUUGGACUCGCUGGACAAAGCAGACAUCUCCGAGAUCCGCGUGUUCACCAAGCCCCCGGACCUGGUCAUGACGGUGAUGGAGGCCGUGUGCAUACUGCUCAACUCCAAGACCGACUGGGCGAGUGCGAAGCAGGUGCUGGGUGACUCCUACUUCCUGAAGAAGCUCAUGGAGUACGACAAGGACAACAUCAAGCCGCAGCUCCUGCAGAAGCUGGCAAAGUACGUCAACAACCCGGACUUUGUGCCAGAGAAGGUGGAGAAGGUGUCCAAGGCCUGCCGCUCCAUGUGCAUGUGGGUGCGCGCCAUGGACCUGUACUCCAGGGUGGUCAGGGAGGUGGAGCCCAAGAGGAAGAAACUGGCCGCUGCACAGGCAGAGUUGGAUGCGACGAUGGCCACCCUCAAAGAGAAACAGAUGAAACUGCUGGAGGUGGAGAACCAAAUUAAAGUCCUGCAGGACCAGUUUGACAGCAGCGUGGCUGAAAAAGAAGGACUGGCCAAAACCAUGGCUCUGACGGAGACUCGGCUGGGCCGUUCUGGGAAGCUGACCGCAGCUCUGGGCGACGAGCAGGUGCGAUGGGAGGAGAGCAUCGCCUACUUUGAGCAGGAGAUCAACAACGUCACUGGCAACGUCUUCAUCGCCGCGGCCUGCGUGGCUUACUACGGCGCCUUCACCUCCCACUACAGGCAGCUACUGAUUGACCAGUGGAUAGCGCGUUGCCAGGAGCUGGGCAUCACCAUCAGCGAUAACUUUAGUCUGAUCAACAUCCUGGGGGACCCGUACGAGAUCCGCGUAUGGAACGCUGAGGGGUUGCCAAGGGACACCGUCUCCACAGAGAACGGCAUCUUGGUGACACGUGGACGUCGCUGGCCAUUAAUGAUCGACCCUCAGGACCAGGCUAACCGCUGGAUUCGGUCAAAGGAGACGGUGAACGGCCUGAAGGUCAUCAAGCUAACAGACUCGGGCUUCCUACGGACGCUGGAGAAUGCCAUCCGCAUGGGCAUGCCAGUCCUACUGGAGGAGCUGAAGGAAACCCUUGACCCAGCGCUGGAGCCAAUCCUCCUGAAGCAGACGUUUGUGACUGGAGGCAGAACUCUCAUCCGCCUUGGAGACUCGGACAUCGACUAUGACAAAAAAUUUCGUUUCUACAUGACCACCAAGAUGGCCAAUCCUCACUACCUUCCAGAGGUCUGCAUCAAAGUGACCAUCAUAAACUUCACUGUGACCAAGUCAGGCUUAGAGGACCAGCUUCUAAGUGACGUGGUGCGACUGGAGCGUCCUGACCUGGAGAAGCAGCGGAACCAGCUGAUCGUGCGCAUCAACGCUGACCGCAACCAGCUGAAGGCCAUCGAGGACCGCAUCCUCAAGCUGCUCUUCAACUCCAAGGGCAACAUCCUGGACAACGAGGAACUGGUGCAGACCCUGCAGGAGUCAAAGGUCACAUCCGAAGCCAUCAAAUCACGUCUUCAGGAGGCGGAGGCCACCGAGGAGAUGAUCAACGCGGCACGUGAGAAGUACCGUCCGGUGGCUACGCGCGGCUCCGUCAUGUACUUCGUCAUCGCCAGCCUGUCCGAGAUCGACCCCAUGUACCAGUUCUCCCUCAAGUACUUCAAACAGCUGUUCAACACCACCAUCGAGGUGUCGGAGAAGAACAGUGACCUGUCGGUGCGGCUGGACAUCCUGCUGGGCAGCACGCUGCUGGCGGCCUACACCAACGUGUCGCGGGGCCUGUUCGAGCAGCACAAGACCAUCUACAGCUUCAUGCUGUGCGUGGAGAUCAUGCUGCAGCGCGGCGAGAUCAGCAACGCCGAGUGGCAGCAUUUCCUCAGGGGCGCCGCCGGUCUGGACAAGGAGCGGGAGUUGCGGCCAGACGUGAUCUGGAUGACUGACUUCAUCUGGGAGAACUGCUGCGACCUGGAGGACAGGCAUGAGUGCUUCAAGGGUCUCAAGGAACAAAUAGUGUCCUACCCCAUCACCAUCGAUCUGGGUCGUGUGCAGGUGCAAAUCAACCCUACUGACUGGGAGGACUACCUGCCUGAGCCGGAACCCUCAUCAGCGCCAGACGAGCAGCCGGCAGGAAGCCGAAUCAACUGGAACGAAAAGCUGACCAGCUUCCAGAAGCUCAUUCUCAUCAAGUGCUUCACCGAGGAGAUGGUGGUGAUGGGCGUGUCUGAGUUUGUGAUCGUGAACCUGGGGAAGACGUUUGUGGAGAACCCGCCCGUGGAUCUGGCCACGCUCUACGCCGACAUGUCCGCCUCCACCCCACUGGUGUUCAUCCUCAGCACCGGCUCCGACCCCAUGGGAGCCUUCCAAAGGUUCGCUAAGGAGAAGGAAUACUUGGACAGGGUGGAGUCCAUCUCUCUGGGUCAGGGCCAGGGUCCCAUCGCCGAGAAGAUGAUCCUGGAGGCCAUGAAGUCCGGCAACUGGAUCUUCCUGCAGAACUGCCAUCUGGCCGUGUCCUGGAUGCUGGCCAUGGAGGAGCUCAUCAAGACCUUCACCGAGAUCGGAACGGAGAUCCACAACAACUUCCGGCUCUUCCUCAGCUCCAUGCCUACCAGAGUGUUCCCUGUGACCGUCCUGCAGAACUCAGUCAAGGUCACUAAUGAACCUCCCAAAGGCCUUCGGGCCAACGUGCGUCGAGCGUUUACUGAGAUCACUCCCAGCUUCUUUGAGGAGCACAUCCUGGGCCGCAAGUGGAGGAAGAUCAUCUUUGGGGUCUGCUUCUUCCACGCCAUCAUUCAGGAGAGGAAGAAGUUUGGUCCCCUGGGCUGGAACAUCCGGUACGAGUUUAACGACAGUGACCGCGAAUGUGCGCUGCUCAACCUCAACCUGUACUGCCAGGCCGGACAUAUCCCCUGGGACGCCCUCAUCUACAUCACAGGUGAAAUCACGUACGGUGGCCGAGUGACCGAUGCAUGGGAUCAGCGCUGCCUGCGGACCAUCCUCAAGCGCUUUUUUGGUCCUAACACUCUGGCUGAUGAAUACACCUACUCUGAAUCAGGAAUCUACUACGCUCUUGCCUCGGACAGUCUCUCGGAAUACAGGAGGUACAUAGAGAACCUGCCCCUUAUUGACAACCCCGAGAUCUUUGGCAUGCACGAGAACGCCAACCUGGCCUUCCAGCGGCAGGAGACGAUGACCCUCAUCAACACCAUCCUGGAGGUACAGCCACGCUCCUCGGCCGGGGGUGGUGGCAAGAGCACAGACGAGAUCGUGCACGAGCUGGCCGAGUCCAUCCUGGCCAAGAUACCAGUGGGUUUGGACAUGGAGGAGGCUGAAAAUAGCCUGUUUGAGCGAGACGCCAGUGGGCGGCUGAACUCUCUCACCAUCGUGCUCGGACAGGAAAUGGACCGCUUCAACAACCUGCUGCGGGUGCUCAGGACGUCUCUGAACACUCUCCAGAAGGCCAUAGCGGGGUUGGUGGUGAUGUCGGAGGAGAUGGAGCGCAUCUACAACAGCUUCCUGAACAACCAGGUGCCGGACCACUGGGCCAACUCGGCCUACCCGUCCCUCAAGCCUCUGGGCAGCUGGGUAAAGGACCUGACCCUCCGCACCUCCUUCAUCGAGAACUGGAUCAUGCGGGGCCAGCCCAAAUCCUUCUGGAUCUCCGGACUCUUCUUCCCCCAAGGCUUCCUCACAGGGGCUCUGCAGAACCACGCUCGCAAGUACAACCUUCCCAUCGACGAGCUCAACUUCUGCUUCAACAUGGUGCCUGUCUACCGGGACCAGGCGCUGGUGGCUGAGCAGCAGAAAGGGUUAGCGGUUGGCGCAGAGCUGGACAUGGACCACGAGCUACCCACGGUGAAGGACGGCGUGUUGGUCCACGGCAUGUUCAUGGACGCCAGCCGCUGGGACGAUAAGGAGAUGGUGAUCCAGGACGCCUUGAAUCGGGAGAUGAACGCCAUGCUGCCCGUGGUGCACUUUGAGCCGCAGCAGAACUACGUGCCCGACGACUCCUUGUACCAUGCGCCGCUCUACAAAACCUCCAUCAGGGCAGGGACCCUCUCCACCACAGGUCACUCCACCAACUUUGUCAUCACGGUGAUGCUGCCCUCCAACCGACCCAGUGACUACUGGAUCUCCAAAGCCUCUGCAUUGCUAUGCCAACUCAAUGAGUAAUGCGUCGCCUGGGCUGCCUUACUCUAUUACUCUAUACUCUAUUAUAUCCUCAAGGCCUUAUUUUGCUUUUGUACUUUUGGCCACUGUACAUUUCCACUGCAACUGUUGAUUAAAUUACACUGCUAAUCAUGAA